AUUUAAUGGACUCCUCACACCACUUUGUUAAGCACGGAUGAUGUAGAUUUUACUCUUCAUUCCAACUAGUUUAAGCAAAAGCAGCUUUCUUUCAAGCAACAUGUGAACAGUCGGGGAGUACACAGAUUGAUCACAGUCAGUCGAUAACAUGGACUAGGACAAUAUCAUCGUUUUGCCUUUUUUUCGCCUAUCACGAAGCUCCUGUAUAAAGCAAAAAAAAUGUUUUCGUCAGCGUUUGCUUCAGAACCUAUGCUCGAGGUCAGGGUGGACGAGAUGAAGGGACCUCGUCUAGAAGCUGCUACACUCUUCUGCGGUCGCCUCAACUUGACGCAGGGCGUGCUAUUCAUCACGGGGAGUCAUCUUAUGUUGCAGGUUCUCUAUUUGCUUAAUACGCAGAAUCUUUAUCUUCUUAAAGCUGCGUGCAGUACCUCGAGAUCAUGGCUGUGUCGAAUCCUCUUCGGCACUUCUGCUAGGUAGUGCUGCAAAAUCUCAAAGAAGAUUCAGGGAAGUCGUAGGUCCAAUCCGAACCGACUAACAUCAUCAUCAUCCCAGUCUGCUAGUGCUGCAGACACAUCUAGCUCUUCCUCCUCUAACAACUUGGUCUUUAUGGUCUCCUUUAUCGUGGCGAUGAGCAGUCAACACAAAAUGCGUUUCGCUGGAAUGGAUAUCGGGGUUCAAACACAGUUGAUCUACGGAACAUGGUACUCUUUACUACUAGUUGUACUAACCAUGCACUGAAGGUACUUCUUACUACUAGUUGGACUAACCAUGCACUGAAGGUACUUCUUACUACUAGUUGGACUAACCAUGCACUGAAGGUACUUCUUACUACUAGUUGUACUAACCAUGCACCGAAGGUACUUCUUACUACUAGUUGGACUAACCAUGCACUGAAAGAAUUAUGGUACUAACCAUGCACAGAAAGAAAAACCAUGCACUGAAAGAAUUAUGAUACAUCUCCCCACUUCUAGUUCUAGUACUAUGGGAUUAUCAGAAAACAUUUUCGCCGAGGCUGAGCACGACUUAUUCUUGCUUGCAAUAGAUGGGGAGAUGUGAAUUAAUCUUUUUCGAUUGGGAUAUCAACCGAUUAAGCACGAGUACCACCAACCAAUCCUGGACCAAUCCUGAGGUUCCUGUUCGGGAUCAUUAUUGCGAUCGGUGGUGGUGUAGGAGUCCUCUAUCGCAUCGAACUGCAGUUGCGCCGUUACGCGUAUUAUCUGGGCCUCACGUCCCUGACCCUCGCUUUGCAUCUUUUCGGUGCUGUUGUUAUGGAAGGAACAGAUGGAUCGUUUUUAACCUCUUCCUCUAGUGAGGAAUAGUUUGGAAUCACGCAGCUGCAGGACGACAGAAGAUGCAGAGUCAGUCUAAUUGGUACUGUGAUUACUACAACAGGAACAGAUCGUUAUUUUUAGCCUCCUCCUCUAGUGACUAUAACGUUAACGAUAAGGAAGGAACCUUUAGGAACAGAUCGUUAACUUCCACCUAGAAGACGAGGUGCCUAUCGUGAACCUCUUCCUAGUGACAGAUGAGGAUCGCGAACGUUACAGAAGGUUAGGUACCUGCUACGGGAACGUGAUUACAACAGGAACAGGAGGUACCUACAGGAUCUGUUCUGUGAUUACAACAGGAACAGGAGGUACCUACGGGAACUGUUCUGUGAUUACAACAGGAACAGAUCGUUAACCUCCACCUCUAGUACCACAAGGGCUUUUCAUCUAAUCAACCCAGCGGUGAAUUGUGUAGAGCGAAUUUAAGUCCGUACCUCCGAAACCUGACGGAGAGCAUAAUGUGCGGAACGACGAAUACUUUCGCGCUGUUUUGCUAUGGAGAACGAUCUUCAAGAAAAAGUACAAUGAAGCAAGUCGAGGAUGAUCGGUACCAUCGAUAACGAUCCAGUUGGCAGCAAUAGAAGAUACACGCAAGAUUAUAAUAGUAGUUGUGCAAGAUAGUUAUUCUGUUGCACACAGACUACAUUCAUAGUUAUGUCGUACUUCUCCUUCCCCCGGCCAAUCCACACUCCCCUCCUUCAUCUCGCGAUCGUCGUUUUCCUGCUCCUUACCUUCUAUUGUGCCUACAUUGUCUGGUCCGCCGCUGAAGAGGUGCAUGUGGCGUUUUUUCCGGAGCUCGAGCAGCAUUUGCGGAGGCUCGAAGCUGAAAGGAAGAAAGGGCUCGCGGCACUAGCGGCUCAAAAAGGUGAUGCGACGCUGAAAAAGAAAUUCGCCACUAAAGAGAUGAGUGAUUAUGGUCAACAUUUAGUGUCCAUCAUUCUCGGCAUCUUGGUCCCCUUUUUCCUUGUAUCUAUUCUCGUGAAAUACAAGGUAAAAGGGGUUAAGAUGAGGGGGCCGAGAUGCAAUCUAGCAGACUCUAAAGUGACGAAGCGGAAUUCCAACGAAAGAUGGCGCGGCUACAGGGGAUUACUGAUUUUACGGUCCUCUACCAGGCUCGUAGUAAAGUAACUCCACUACGUUUGUAUUGGUGUCUAUUUGGUUUUUUGAGUAGUUUUCAUGCUCAACCAGCACUUGCAGAUGAUCCGUAAGUGGAACUGACUCUAUCGACACAACUCUAAGGCCCUUGAGCAGAUUGCAAAAGUCAUUGAUGAAGAGGAGGACUUGGAAGACAUCCCAGAUGAAGACGCGGUCACGAUUGCGCGAUUGGUAGGCGAGGAUCAAACGAUGCAGGUGUGAUGAAUCUUCCUGCGGCGGCCAGACGCUCUUGCUAAUAAAGCCCUCGACAGUAGAGGUUGAUUGAUAUGGUAGCUAGAUAGUUUUUUCUCAACCUCAAGUUGUUGCACCAGAAUCUUUUUUCCAACUAAAGCGUGGUGGAAGCUGACCACUGCCUGUAAAGAAAUGCGAAGUUUUGCACAGUGCGACCGUUUUAAGUUUUCUCUCCACGGCAAAAUCAC
Molecule: messenger RNA, 2902 nt
Organism: Amoebophrya sp. A25
Lineage: Eukaryota; Dinophyceae; Syndiniales; Amoebophryaceae
Source: the annotation of a GenBank genome assembly